Messenger RNA from Balaenoptera musculus (blue whale), 3277 nucleotides. It is a transcript of the gene STK38, whose product is annotated as serine/threonine kinase 38. Gene Ontology annotation, molecular function: ATP binding; protein serine/threonine kinase activity. Gene Ontology annotation, biological process: peptidyl-serine phosphorylation; intracellular signal transduction. NCBI's taxonomy places the organism in Eukaryota, Metazoa, Chordata, Mammalia, Artiodactyla, Balaenopteridae. The record is from RefSeq and is a predicted model, not a curated record.
AUGGCAAUGACAGGCUCAACACCUUGCUCGGCCAUGAGUAAUCACACAAAGGAAAGGGUUACAAUGACCAAAGUGACACUGGAGAAUUUUUAUAGCAACCUUAUCGCACAUGAAGAACGAGAAAUGAGACAAAAGAAGUUAGAAAAAGUGAUGGAAGAAGAAGGCCUAAAAGAUGAAGAGAAACGACUCAGGAGAUCAGCACAUGCUCGGAAGGAAACAGAGUUUCUUCGUUUGAAGAGAACAAGACUUGGAUUGGAAGAUUUUGAGUCCUUAAAAGUAAUAGGCAGAGGAGCAUUUGGUGAGGUGCGGCUUGUUCAGAAGAAAGAUACAGGGCAUGUGUAUGCAAUGAAAAUACUCCGUAAAGCAGAUAUGCUUGAAAAAGAACAGGUUGGCCACAUUCGUGCGGAGCGUGACAUUCUAGUGGAGGCAGACAGUUUGUGGGUUGUGAAAAUGUUCUAUAGUUUUCAGGAUAAGCUAAACCUCUACCUAAUCAUGGAGUUCCUGCCCGGAGGGGACAUGAUGACCCUGCUGAUGAAGAAGGACACACUGACAGAAGAGGAGACACAGUUUUAUGCAGCAGAGACAGUAUUAGCCAUAGACUCCAUCCACCAACUCGGAUUCAUCCACAGAGACAUCAAGCCAGACAACCUUCUCCUGGACAGCAAGGGCCACGUGAAACUUUCUGACUUUGGCCUUUGCACAGGACUGAAAAAAGCACAUAGGACAGAAUUUUAUAGGAAUCUGAACCACAGCCUCCCCAGUGAUUUCACUUUUCAGAACAUGAAUUCCAAAAGGAAAGCAGAAACCUGGAAAAGAAACAGACGUCAGCUAGCCUUCUCCACAGUAGGCACUCCUGACUACAUUGCUCCUGAGGUGUUCAUGCAGACCGGGUACAACAAGCUCUGUGAUUGGUGGUCGCUGGGGGUGAUCAUGUAUGAAAUGCUCAUCGGCUACCCACCUUUCUGUUCUGAGACCCCUCAAGAGACAUAUAAGAAGGUGAUGAACUGGAAAGAAACUUUGACCUUUCCUCCAGAAGUUCCUAUUUCUGAGAGAGCCAAGGAUCUAAUUUUGAGAUUCUGCUGUGAAUGGGAACAUAGAAUUGGAGCCCCUGGAGUUGAGGAAAUCAAAAGUAAUUCUUUUUUUGAAGGUGUUGACUGGGAACAUAUCAGAGAGAGGCCUGCUGCAAUAUCUAUUGAAAUCAAAAGCAUUGAUGAUACCUCAAACUUCGAUGAGUUUCCAGAAUCCGAUAUUCUUAAGCCAACAGUGGCAACAAGUAAUCACCCUGACACUGACUACAAGAACAAAGACUGGGUCUUCAUCAAUUACACAUACAAGCGCUUUGAGGGUCUGACUGCGCGGGGGGCAAUACCUUCCUACAUGAAAGCAGCAAAAUAGUUUCCUUGAAAUGGGAUCCUAAAUCGAGCAGUUCUUUGUACAACAUCAUGGUUUUCUUCUCACAUAACUGUUUUGAAAGAGCUUCCAAGAAGUUUAUGGAACCUAUCAACGUGUCAUGGUAAACUCCUGAAAUGUGAUAGUAAGUGGAUUCUCUUCCAUAAUGCAUCUGAUGACCUGUAGAACAAAGACAACCAUUUCUACUACAUCAGCCAUUAACGGCUGUCCUGCUUCUUUAGAAGCAUCAUGAGCCAAUUUGAUGUUUUAAAAAAACUUGAGUUUUCCUAAGUUCAUCAGAAUGAAGGGGGAAAAACAGCCAUCAUCCAACAUUGAGAUUGUAACAUAUACUUACUGAGUAUCAGCCAAUUCCUGUGAUUUUGUGACAUGCUUGCUACCAAGCCCACCAAGUUAUUUUUUUUUCUUUACAGCUAAAAGUUCCAUAGUACUAAGGAAAUAAAGCAAUAAAGAAAGCUUCAGUAGCCAGCAUUCUGGCUGAAGGAAAUGAUCCGCCAUUCUGAGUGGGUGGUGGUGGUAGUUUCUCCCCAAACCUCAGCCUCGGGCAAGUAGCUUUUUAUAGCCUCCAUUCAUGGUGCACUUUAUUUAUGGUACUAGGACAAAGACCCUCAAUCCAUUUUGAUUUAUUUCCUUCCGCCCAUCUGAAAUACGCUGCUUUUCUGAGUGUUGAUGGGAAGAUACCAGCUUGAUCCUUUGUUGCUCUUAGAAGGCCCAAAAAGCCACUGGGCAUUGCCAAGGAGUCCUGGAUCACGUGGAAAAUCCUCACUUUCUCUUCACGGCUGUGUUAGAAAAUCCCUUUGGAUGUUGCCGUGGACUAGCAAUACCCACAAGUGCUGCCAAAAGGACCUCGGUUUAUUCCUGGGAACACAGCAAGGAGCGCCCAGGCAGAAGCAGGAGGCCUAGAACCCUCUUGGCUAAGGCGCUGCUCCUGCUCCGUGUCCAGAACCUCCCUGCAAGUGGUGAAGGAACGAGCCCAAUACAAAGUGCAGAGCCAGCCUGCAAAUCCGUGCAAAGUUCACGCCUCAAUCUUUGGUGCAACUGUAUUUGUAUUCUCUUAGUAUUUCUCCUCUCCCAACUUUAAGUAACCAUUUUGCCUUGGAAUCAUGAUUACAAAUUUUUCCUUUGCAGAUGCCUUCCUGGGGGAUGGUCCUCUUCACCCUAAAGGGUCACCUGCAGGCUUGGGCUGACCAGGCCUCUCUGCUGUGGUAUUCUCAAGAGAGACCCUCUGAAUUUUAGCACAAAGUGCCUUUUCUUUCACAGCUGCCACCGCCUUUAGAGGACUUUUGCUGCAUCAGAAAAAUGUGGAGGCUCCAUAUUAAUGCAUUAUUACUUUUAAAAUUUUUGAUAACUCUUAAAGCAUCAUUUGCACCUAUGUGGUAACUUUGCCUGUAACAGCAGAGUGUCAUAGCCAAGCCACAGCUGGGAGACUGCCUUCUGCCAGUCUUGAGGUUGUUAACAUCAGCUAUGAAAGGAAAGUAUGUCCUAGCUUAGCCAUUCAGAAAAGAAAAAUGGACUAUCAAAGUUACAGUAGUAAGUGAAACUGCUUUGGGUUUUAAUGUCUUAGAGGAAGAAAAAAGAAUAUUAGGGAAAUAUUAACUCUGGAUGAAGGUAAUGUGUUUCCCCUUAUUCUUUCAUUCAUGGUUUGCUAGUGAGAAGGAAGUGAGAUUCUUUUGUGGAACUUUGUAGCUUCUUUGGAUUACCAAAUAGUUGGGGUCUUGACCCCUCUGUUUUGCAAGAGUGUGUGGUAAGCAUGGACAAUGAGGUAAUAGGAGGGUGGUAGGUAGUCUGUGUGUUGGGGAGUGGCAGGGGAUAAUUUGUUUUGGGGGGGAAUGCCCACAUUUUAACUUUUAAAUGUCUGAAUAAACUGUGU